UGAAAAAUCUCUGGAAAGGCAACAAUUAAUGCUCUAAUAAAGCCAGCAAGCAUCAAAGCAAAGAAGAAAGAGAGAAAGACCACAGAUGUGGCAGCAUAUGGUGGCAUGUGGCAGACGCAAACGCAUCUCUCGACGACAGUCGCUGAUUGAAGUUCCGUUAAUAAUGUUGUCGUCGAUGCGUUGCAACGCCUUGAUAAGCGCUCUCGUUUUGACGCUUUAUUAUGUGGGCGUGGUCGGUGGCAAUGAUUUUGUGACCAUGGGAAUGCGCAGGAGUAGGCGUGGCCCAACCAUCACCGAGCGUCCUGGUGGCAUGGUAAUGGAGGGCAUUGGCUUCCACUAUACGAUGCGCUAUCAGCCUGGCUUCCAUCUGCAUAAACUGUUUGCACGGCCGCAGGAGGAUGAGUCACCAGCACCAGAGCCAGCACCAGAGAUGCCCAUGGCCACACCAGAGCCACCACCAGCACCGCCACUAGAGCCAACGCCAGAGGAGGAUACGGACGAGCCAGAGCCAACGAUACCCAUGCGCACAACAUCCGCACCUGUAGAGCCACUGCCCGAGGAAGGAUCACCCUCACCAUCGCCAGGAAUGGAUGGCAUGAUGACCAGUCCGGAGCCUCCUCCUCCACCGCCAGAUAUGAAGCCCACAAAGAGACCGACAAUGCGACCACCUGAACAACCUUCUAUGCCGCCUGCUCCGUCCAGCACCAAGAGCUCCAUUAUGCAGCCCCAGCAGACGCUGAAAAACUUGCUCUUUGGCUCACCCAUCGAAGCGAAUCUCAUACUGAAGCAGCCGAGUGCGCCCAAGUCGCGGGGCAAAGGCUUCCUGAGCCUGUUCGAGGUGAUCAAGUUUCCCAACACCAAAUGCAGCGUCUCCAUGGGCGACAUACGCACCAUGGAGGGUGUGUGCUACCACGAAUUCGAGUGCAAGAGCCUGGGUGGCAUUCCCACCGAGAGCUGCGCCGAGGGCGUGGGCGUCUGCUGUGUCUUUGUCAACGGUUGUGGCGAUGUCACUGGCCAGCAGAUCGUUUACUUUGAGAGCCCCAACUAUCCGAAUGCAGUGCGAGAGAUGAUGAUCUGUGUGUUGAUCCUCAAUGUGCGCAAGGGAGUGCAGCAAUUGCGAUUGGAUUUUCAAAUGUUUGAGCUUAGUCGCCCCACCAAUGGCGAUUGCGUGGACGAUCAGUUUAUAGUUUCUGGCCACAAUGCCAAUUUCCAGAUACCCAUUCUCUGUGGCAUCAACACGGGGCAGCAUAUCUAUAUCCACGUGGGCGACUCCAACGAGGGCAAGGUAUAUCUUUCCGUGAUCGUAAAAGUCUCUAGUGGUGGACGCUCCUUCAAUAUCAAAGUCACCCAGGUUGAGGAUGAUCUGGCGCCCAAUAAUUGCCUGCAAUAUUUUACCGAAACGGAAGGCAUAAUCAAGUCGUUUAACUAUGACAUGGACGGUUCCAUUGUGGACAACAGAGAGGCGACAUAUUUUAACAAUCUUAACUACGCCAUAUGUAUGUCGCGAAUGAGGAAUGUCUGCAGCGUUAGCUACAACACGGAGCAAUUGGGUGGCGAUCAACCAGAUUUCCAAAUUGUCAACAAAGAUGAGGCCGAAAACGAUCUCGUUUCUGAUGGCCAAGCUGGCGCUGGUAUCUUCAAUUGCCCCGACGAUUUUAUAGCCAUCAAUUCGGUGCCUUUGUGUGGCGAGCGAUUCAAUGAUGGCCGAGAGACGGAAGAUUUUACGAUGCAUGCAACGGUGAGGGAUACGGCCGCCGGUCCCAUCAUUCUGCCCUUUCGCACCGAUGCCGAAUAUGUGGGUCGCGGUUUUCGUUUGCUCUACAGACAGGAACUGUGUGUCUGAGCUGGGAAUCAUCCAUCUGUGGGCUUCAUCUGCAUGUCGAUUUCUGGCUCAUAUACAUACACCAUGUCUGAUGGAUGCCUUUGUGCCUUUUCCG
This is a messenger RNA of Drosophila subobscura, 1937 nucleotides long. RefSeq lists its product as uncharacterized. The transcript is spliced from 6 exons. Lineage: Eukaryota; Metazoa; Arthropoda; Insecta; Diptera; Drosophilidae. Bases 86 to 1843 code for a protein of 585 amino acids. The record is from RefSeq and is a predicted model, not a curated record.